AUGACCAAGGAAGACCGACCAAAACCGACCAAAACCGACCAAGGCCAAGCAAGACCGACCAAGACCAAAGCAAAACGAACCAGCAAGCGAAACCAAACAAGACCCAACAAGACCCCCAAACACCAAACAAGACCAAGCAAGGCCAAGCAAGACCGACCAAAACUUGAGCAAGACCGACCAAGACCAAAGACAAAACGAACCAGCAAGCGAGACCAAGCAAGACCCACCGACACUAAACAAGCCCAAGCAAGGCCAAGCAAGUCAAAAGAAGACCAAGCAAGACCGACCAUGACCAAAGACAAAACAAACCAGCAAGCGAGACCAAGCAAGACCCACCGACACUAA
This is a messenger RNA of Penaeus chinensis, 345 nucleotides long. RefSeq names its product salivary glue protein Sgs-3-like. Lineage: Eukaryota; Metazoa; Arthropoda; Malacostraca; Decapoda; Penaeidae. The record is from RefSeq and is a predicted model, not a curated record. The transcript has a single exon. The coding region runs from base 1 to 345 and encodes 114 amino acids.